Molecule: messenger RNA, 673 nt
Organism: Phytophthora sojae
Lineage: Eukaryota; Oomycota; Peronosporomycetes; Peronosporales; Peronosporaceae
Exons: 1
Coding region: 27-512 (161 amino acids)
Source: RefSeq, a predicted model, not a curated record
CGCCGAUCGUGCCGGCCUGUGGCUCCAUGCGCUCGCCGCUGACCACGCCGCUGGCGACUGCCCCAGCAUCGCCUUCUGCCGCGUCAACCUCAUCCGCCGACGGCGUCAACCUGUCGGCGGCGCUGACGGCGCUGAAGGUGUCGCUCAAGCGCGACCUCGAGAGUUUCGCGCCGCCCACGCCGGCUGUCUCGCCAGUCCACGGGCGCAGCGCGAACAAGCGCGCGCGCUUCGACUUCGGAUCGAUCGAGGAGGAAACGGAAGCGGACGCAGAGGAGCAGCAGCGAGUCAAGGCACCCGCCGCACCCGUGACCACGAACGCCCUGCUGGCGGUCAGCAACCGCAUCAAGUUCGAGCUAGAGAAGCGCCGCCGCCGCGAUCGUGAACGGGCGCAGAAGCCGCGCAGAAGGAAACAGCUGAGCUACUUCGCCAUCGUCGGGGCCUUUCAGCGCGCAGCGCACGAGCGCGAGGUCGCUGUCCAACUCGAGUGCGUCGUAGAGGCGUCUACGGACUAACAACACAUCGCCGAGCACCGGCAGCUGGUCGUCGAGACGCACCGAGAGUCGCUGUUUCAUCCGUGCCCGCCACCGCCCGUGGCCUCGAGCAUUUUGAGCUAUCUAUUCGAGCCACGUCGUCUUGUUCAAAUAACUAUCGUACCAAUACAGAGAAACAUACC